CAGCGCGGGGAGCGGAGCGGAGCGGGGCGAGGGCAGCGCCGGCGGCGGCGGCGGCCGCAGCAGCCCCGCACGGCCCCGCACGGCCCCGCACGGCCCCGCCGCCGCACGGCGCGGCCCCCCAGCCCGGAGGAGAGGUGUGAGGGCUCCCGGGCAGGAUGCCGCUGGUGAAGAGGAACAUCGAGCCCCGGCACCUGUGCCGGGGGGCUCUGCCCGAUGGGGUGACCAGUGAGCUGGAGUGUGUCACCAACAGCACCCUGGCUGCCAUCAUCAAGCAGCUGGGCAGCCUCAGCAGGCACGCCGAGGACAUCUUCGGGGAGCUGUUCAACGAGGCCAACAGCUUCUACAUGAGGAUGAACUCGCUGCAGGAGAGGGUGGACCUGCUGGUCAUCAAGGUGACACAGUUGGACUCCACCGUGGAGGAAGUUUCGCUGCAGGACAUCAACAUGAGGAAAGCCUUCAAGAGCUCCACGGUGCAGAACCAGCAGGUUGUGUCUCGCAACUCCAUCCCCAACCCUGUGAUGGAGAUGUACCAGCGCUGCGACAAACCCCCGCCCCUCAACAUCCUCACGCCCUACAGGGAUGACAAAAAGGAUGGCCUCAAAUUCUACACCGACCCCUCCUACUUCUUCAACUUGUGGAAGGAGAAAAUGUUGCAAGCAACAGAAGAUAAGAGAAAGGAGAAGCGCAGACAGAAGGAGCAGCGGCUGGUGGAGGACUCCACCCGGGAGGUGAAGAAAGUGAGGAAAGCCCGGAACCGGCGGCUGGAGUGGAACAUGAUGGCGUAUGAUAAAGAGUUCCGGCCCGAUAACAGGUUCUCACCAUCCCCCUAUCACAUGGCGUCAUCGGAAGGAUCACUGUCCCCAGAUAAUAGAUCCUACGCGUCAGACGCGGCCGACCACUCGUACCCGGCGAGCCCCAACCACCCCGCACAGCUGCUGGCCCCGGCGGCCCACCUGGCCCCGGCAGAGCACAAGGAGGGCGUGCUGGCCCCCCCCAACCCCCAGGAGCACGUGUACCGCCCGGCCCCAGGCAGCCGCCAGAACAGCCUCAGCCGCCUGCAGCAGCCACACGCACCACCACCACCCGAGGCCGUGCUCAACGGGCCCAGACCCCACCUCGUCAAGGAGUACGGCCCUCAGCCAGUGCCCAUGGCCGAGUACUUUGUGCCGCCAGCCCCGCCACCCCCACCGCCCGUCAUCCCCUCGGCACAGACGGCCUUCGACAGCCCCAUCUCGGCCCCCCUGCUGGCCCCCGGCUCGGCCGGGCCCCCCUCCUACGCUCCCUCUCCGCCCCGCGCCCCCGGCCCCUACUCCGCGUCCCCACCUCAGGCCGGCCAUGGGCCCCCUGUGGCUCCCCCCGCCGCCCCCGGGCCCCCGGCAGUCUCGGCCUCACCGGCGCACUCGGCCUCGCCGCCCGCCCCCGCCGUGGAGCCCCGCAAGCCGCAGAUCCCACUGAUGCCCAUGAGCGACGCCCGGAGCGACCUGCUGGCUGCCAUCCGCAGGGGGAUCCAACUCCGGAAAGUCCAGGAGCAGUGGGAACAAGAGGCCAAGAAAGAGCCCGUGGGCAAUGACGUGGCCACGAUCCUGUCGCGGCGCAUCGCGGUGGAGUACAGCGAGUCCGACGACGACUCCGAGCUGGAUGAGAACGAGUGGUCAGACUGAGGGGCCCGGGGCUGGGCUGGGCUGGGCCGGGCCGGGCUGGGCUGGAGGAGCCCCCAGCUCUGCCCCAGGUGUGUGUAGGCGCCUCCCCCACCGUCGAUGCCGACGAGCGCGGGCGGCCCCGCUCGUCCAGGAGCUUUGCUUUUACACUUUGUCCAAAACCCUGCGGGCAGCAGCAGCAGCAGCACUGGUAGGAUACACCUCGGAGGCAGUGAGAGCAGACAUUAGCAGCACCUUCGCGUUUCAGUGACUUCCCAAAUUCUCUGGAGGCAGGUUAAUAGGAUUGCUCGUGGUUUACACCUGGAGCAGGACCAGAGGCUGGCCCUGAGCGUGCUUUGGGAGAGCGGGGAGCUCCAGGGGUGGCAGUGCUUUUCCAGCUAGACUGUAAUUGUGGUAGCGAGCUCCUGCAGAAGAAGCCUGUUUGCACAGCUGGUGCCACCAUGGGAGCUCAGGGAAUGGCUCUGCAUGGGCUUGGGGACCCUCUGCUGUCGGAGUUUCUGGGGUCAGGCAGCUCCAAAGCCUGCCCAUGAGCAGGAGCCUCCUUCCCCUGAGAGUGAUGCACCAUGUUUGGCAGCAGCUCUGUAGGGAUGGUCCCCAUCGUGCUGUCACUCCCCAGAGAACCACGGAAUGGCUGGGUUUAGAAGAGACCUUUAAAGCCCAUUGAGUCCAAUCUCUUGCAAUGAACUGGGACCCCUUCCACUAGACCAGGUUGCAUGAGAAGACCAAGGUGUUGGUGACCUGAGCCCAUUUCUGUCCUUAGAACUGGUUUUCUGGGAGAAAAGGGUGAAGGCUUGUGUGGCUGGCAGGGACACACGGCCUUGUCUUUGCCAGUGAAGGAUUAAGGUGUCCAGGGAGCUUCCCCAGACCCAGCUCUCCUUGGCCUUAAUGUGACACCAUUUCAGUGUUCUUUGAAAAAGAAAGAGAAGUUAAUUAGACAAUCUGCUUAACUUACCCUUUGCAGCCCCACAUGCUGUGCCUGUACAACUGAGACCAAAUCAGAGCCAGGCACUGGUUCCCCCUCCCUGAUCCUGCCCUAUUCCCUAUCCCACGGGGCGGUGCUGAUGGGGGAGCUGGAGAGCCAGGCCCCUGCCACAGCACUGAAUUCUCACAUCAAAAUAGGGAGUGAUUCAUCCAAGACUUUUCUCCUCCCUCCACGGAGGGAGAAGGCACAGGAAGGCAGAGAGAAAGGAUGGGGAAUGCUGAAAAUAUCACAGUCAGGUGUAAAAACCUGCAGAGAGCUGGGAGAUGUUCCCCAUCAGUGGAAAAUGGGCCAGGACCAGCUGUGGACUUGCCAGAAUGGUGUCCUCAGGCCCUCUCUUGUGUUCCCUUACACCACAAGGCCCUGAAUGGAGGAAAACUGAGGCCCCAUGUUGCAGCUCUUCUGGGGAAAGCCUGGGCUCUGUGCCUGCCUCUCUACCUCUCCCAGUAGCCACGUAGGUGAUGGCUACAGCAGGAGGAUUUUGACUCUCCAGAAGCAACCAGAGCUGUAAAGGAGAUGGGAGGAUAUGGCUAGGACCCAAAGGCUCAUCCUUAAGUUCAUAGAAUCCUGGAGUGGUUUGGGUUGGAAGGGACCUUACAUCUCAUCUCAUCUCAUCCUAAUCCCGUGCCAUGGGCAGGGACACUUCCCACCAGACCAGGUUGCUGGUUCCUCACCCUGAGAAACGCUGGUGUUGAACAACACCCCAAACAUCUGCUCAUUCCUCCCAGGUGAGAAACCUUUCAUGGCCAGACAUGGUGAAACCUCUGCCCAGCUGCUGAGAAAUGCCCCUAGGAGCGCUCCCUUCUCUUGGCUGGCACAAAAUGGUCUCUUGUCCCUUGGGAGUGACACCUCCCACAUCUCCACACCUGGGCUGGGAGCUGUGGGGCCAAGUGGGCUUGAGCAGAGGGGCAGCAUGGAUGUGGGAGAGGGCAAGGCGAGAAGCAGAAGUGCAAUGGGAUGCAUGGAAUGGCUCAUCUACAAAACCCAAGGAAGCAGGACUGACCGGAGGAGGCAGGGAGUCACUGUGCACCAGGAGGUCGGGAAAUUCCUGAUGCUUGGUGCUCAGCAAGAGCUCUUGUUUCUGAUGUAGAUCCUCUGAAUCACAGGGAACUGGAUGCAAAAGCUUUUGGCCAAAGCCUGGCCAAGGCAGAGAGCCCUUGUGAUGCCUGUGAUGGGCCUUGCUUGGGAAAGUAGCUGGGAUUUGACCUGGAACAGGUUCAGAAGGAAGUGUUGGAAAAAUUCAGAGCAACAUUUAAUCAGGUUCCUGGUAGUAUUUAUUGUGGAGCGUUAUUAACCUAGACACAAUUGUAAUCCUGUUUGUGUGCAAAGAGAAAGUGAUUUAUUUGGAUAAUUUAGAAAAAGUAAUAACCCUUUAUGAGGGAGAGAGAACAGCAGGGGCUGGUGGAGCUGCUCUUCCCUGAUAUGGGGGUCGAAGGGCUGCAGAGUCAGUGGGGGGCACCCACUGGGGCUCAGGCAGAGCAGAGUCACACCAGCCCUGGGAAAGGGCUCAGGGCCCAAUUCUGCAAAGCUGAGCCAGUCCUGGUGAGAACUGGAGAGCAGCCGAGUGCCCUGGAAGAUCAAGCCCCUUCUUUUCAUGCACCAGUUGCUUUGUGUGUGUCACGUGGAACUGUGGGCAUUCUGGCAGGACUCUGUUGGUCUGUGGCAUGUCAGGAUUGUCCCUGUAUCCUCCCACUGCCCUGUCACCACCUCGUAGCUGUGCUGCCCUUGGAUUGGCAGCUGUCGGUCACCCCAUGCCAGCCUCAGGGUUGAUGCUGUUCCGUGGCAAAGCGCUGGACAAUUGGAAUGGCUGGGGUUGGAAGGGACCUGGAAGGUCAGCUGGUUCCCUCAAGCCUUGCCUGCCCUGUGCACAGGCCGUGUCUGCAGGGCAGGUGUGCAGCUGGGAGCCUCACACUUCCUCACACCUUGAUGUUCCUACACCAUCCUCUUCCCUUUGGACAUCCCAGCACAUCCUCACCAUUCCUGUUCUCCUUAUAACCUCCAGCCCUUGAUAACACAAACACAAUUCACCUGCUCAGGUCCAAAGCAAGUCAGCAGGACCAUAACCCCCCAGCACUGCCCAUUGCUUGAAAACAUCAUGAUCCUCCUCCUGCAGGGAUCUGAACUGCCUUAAGCUGUGCUGGUAGCAGGGAUGGGGCUGAUCCCCCCCUCCUCAUCCCAGUUGCUCAGCUUUCUGGUGUGGCUGGUGGAGAGCUGACCUGUGUAGUCAGGGUGGGCUGCAGGACCCAUUUCUGGCCUGGUCACAAUGAUGCUCUUCCCAGCUCCCAAAAAAACAGCACCAAGGCAGGCAAGCACCCGGAAUUUCUGAGGUUGGAAAAGUCCUCUCAGGUCAUCAAGCCAGACCGUGAAUGCCACGUGGUGGCACCGGGAGCCCCGAUCUCACAGCACAGCCGUUCCAUCUUCAGCACCCCCACCCGACAUUUGGUCCACACUGGAGCAUGGCCACCUUUAUUUUAGGCACAUUCAUCUGCUUUCUGCCCAGGUGACCUGUGAAACCCUCCAGAAGCCACACCAGUUCCUCGGCUGGGCCGGGCUGGCGCUGCAGGAGUGGGUUGUGCCCCCUCAUCAGCAGUGUCUGCCUGACCCACGUGCUGCACACUCCAUAUUUUGUACAUAUGUGCCUCUUCCUAUAUCUUCUUCCCAAAGUAGGCCAUGCCGUGUUACACAACCUGAAAUGCUCAAAUCCUCAUGUGGGCUGAUAUAAAAGUGAAUAUUUAAAUAUUUUAUCUAGCUUGGCAGACAUUAAAAAAUACAAUCCAGGUCACAGAUGAUUGAAUUUCUCCCCUCUCAAGAGUACCAGAAUUGGGCUGAGGAGAUUCUCCUGUACAUUAAGGUAUCGUGUUCCAUGUUAAAAUAUAGCAGUGCCAUUUCAUUGCCAACGGAUAAUCACGGAGUGCCAAACAUUUAAUGAGCCCAACUGAUCUCCUGAGAGCUCCUCUUUCCAUUUUAUCUGCUUUCCCCGACUUGCCAAUUUAUGGGCAUAGAUUAAAAAUAAUAAAUAUGACUGCCAGCGGGGGGAAGAGCACCCUGAGCGCAUACAGAUGGAUUGGGCUGCAGUCAGUGGAACAGUAAAUAAGCCAGUUUGGUUCUGCUUGGAGAUAUUAAAGGAAGGCUGUGGUCCUUGAGCUCCAUCAGGAACCUCUCGGACGUCUCUGGUUCAUCUAAAAAGGGCACUGUGGGGACCACCAUGUCCAUGGUGUGUCUGUGAACCUACACCAGGUGUGAAGUCUGCUCUUGAUGAAGUGUCUGAAAGUUGGUGGAAGUCCAGCAGUGUUCAUGCCUGGCCUGGCACUCAGUGUGUCCUCAGGUCAGAGGGACCAUAGGAGCUGGCUCUUGGUGCUGGGUAGAGGUGUCCUGAGGGAGAAUGAAUUGGGUACUUUCUAACUUUGCACCUUGGGAAGAAACCUAGAGAGGAGUGAACAUCACAUCCCAUGAGAGCUCCUGCUUUUGCAGAUGUUUUGUCUGGGGAAGGUUUUACUCCUGGGACAAACACGAGGCUGAACUUGGCUUCUCCAGAGAGCUCCCUCAGAUUUCCUCCCAGCAACUUUUUCAUCCCAUUUUCCUUUCAAUACACCCAACAAGCCUGAACAGAAGCUUUGCAGACUCCCCUGGGGUCAGAGCCUGAAUUUACACCUCGGCUUUAAUGACAGGUGGAAGUUUUGCUUGGAGGGAGGCAGGUUGUAGCACUGGAGGUGGUGUUUUGGAGCGUGCCUUCCAGAGGUCCAUGGCAGGAACACAGUGCCAUUUCCUGGUGGAUGGACCAUGUGUGGCCAUGGGAAGCACUCCCCAUCAUGAGGUGCUGGCAUGGGGAGCACAGGCUGUUCCUUUCCCCGAGAUUCCCGUUUUCCUGUAGUGGUAGUUAUUUAGGGGUAAGGUUUUCUCAGCUGGAAUGUCCCUUUACAGAUAAAAAAACCCCAAAACGAUAAGGGCAAGGAGUCUGUCCUGAGGAGUUUACAGUCUACAGCAAAGACCAUAUAACCUGCACUGCACUUUAGAAGCCUCAAAUGCUCACUCACCCACGAGUUUACCCUCCACUGGGCAGCAGCACCUCGGGGACUGUUGUCCCUUCCUUAGGUGACCCCGUGAGCAGCCCCAUGACCACAUCCCCCCGCUGAUGUCCCAGUGGGGCUCUCCCACCCCUCCACUACCCCCCUGCAAAAGUGCCUGAGCCAAGCCAUGCUGGGUUUGUCCCUGUGCCCUCAGGGUGGGCCUUUCCCAGUCUCCACACAGCUCUGCUCUCUGGGAUGGCCAUGGAUGUGAUGGGAAAGGCCUGGAUGCACCCCUGCCUGCCAGCACUCAGGGCUGCCCAUCAGUUCACGUGGUGGCCUCUGAGCUCAUGCAAAACGUCCUCCUUCAGACACUUGGAACCCAAACCUAGACUGACAUAUUUUAAUCAGUUUGAGAGUCAAAGGAUGGGAGGGGUUAGGAGGGUGAAUCUGGUCUUCCCUGGACAAACUCCAGGUUUUCUAGGAUCGUUGUCUCAGGCUCUGCUUUCUCCAGGUAAAACUUGAGCUUGGAUUUUGCUGGGGAACAGAAUGAAAAAAAAAAAAACAACCAAAACCAAACCAAACUCCCAGUCACAAACUGCAGUGAGGUUUGCCCCAGAGCCUUCAGAAGGUGCCCACAGGCAGGGUGGGGGCAGGACACCGGGAUGUUCCUGAGGGAGGACACCAUCCUGGUGCUGUCACUAGGCUGAGGCAGAGCAAGGGAUGGGCUCUUGGGGAGGGAAAUCCCCAGGCAGGAUCUGGCUGGACAUGCCUGGCCACAGAGUCCCCAGAGGCAGUGCUGAUGUGACUUUAUCCCUAGGAAUGUCUGGAUUACAGACUGGCAGGACCCUGAGGCCAUGGGCUCCUCCACAGCACUGCCUGAUGGCAGAGCAGGGAUGCCUCACCCCCCAUGGACUUCUCCUAACAGGGACCUUCCCACAGCUUUCAGCCUUCCAGAGGUACCUCUGUAGUCUCUUGUUCUUCGCAGGAACAGGUUUAAAACUUCAGCAGUGACCUGCUGGUCGUUGUGAGCCCCAGUGUGUGUGAAUUGAGCCUUCCCCUGCACGCCUCUCCCGUGGGGACAAUGCCAGGGCCCUGGGCUGGCCCCGGGGGACUUUCAGCCCCAUGGCAGCUCCAGCCCUUAGUUCUGUAUCAAGUGUUAAGAGUGCAAAGAGGAGGAAAAACAACCAGAAGGGAAAUAACCCAGCAUUUUAGGUUGGUUUUGCUCCCACUGCUCUGUACAGGGAAAACCUCAGGUGGGUAAAACCCUCUGAAAAUCCACGAAGGGCAGCGGGGAAAAUAAAUGUGUUCUCCCUGUCAGUGUGGGACUGAAGUGCACGGAACAGCAGGAGUGAGUUGUGGCAGAAGGGAGAUGAGCCAGAGCUGGGGGAAGGGAUGGAGAAACCGUGGAACAGGUCUGAAACUCUGACACAGAGGCUCUGCCUUGGGAGGGCUUUGAGAAGCAGGUGGGCAAAUGCCAGAGAGGAGCACUGCCCAUCACCUUGUGCUGGGCCAGGGGGUGGUGGAGGUGCCCACAGGGCAUCUCUUCAAAACGUGUUUGUAGCUCUGCCUCGUCCCCUCCUGGGGGUGUGCCAGCCCCAGAGCAUCUCCCGUCAGCCAGGGUAGCUGCUGGGGCACUCUCUUGGUUUUGGUGUUGACCCUUAAGUGCAAUAAAGAUAAAACACCUGAGAGGGAAGGAGCUGAGUGGAAAUCCAGGACAUGCAGCUGCUACUGCUGCAUUUCCACAGUUAGAAGGCAGCAGCUCCAGCUCCUCAGGACCCUUCGUGGCCCACAGACUGCAGUGGGCAAACCAUGCUGGCAAAUUAAGGUGGAGAUUUUAAAAGUUACCCUUCGAUUUGGGUUAGCUCAGUUGAGAAAUCUAAAAAUAAAACCCCCAAAACCCUCCCCCAACAAAACUAAAAGGCAAACAAACAACUUACACGUGAUUUCCAGAAGGACAAUUUGUGCUGUUCCCUCCCCCUGGACCUCGAGGGAAGGUCAGAGCCAGCAACACUUCCCAGCUAAUCACCAACAGAACAAGGCAAAAAAUCCAAAAAAUCACAUCCUGAGGAGCUGGUGUUUAAGACAAAGCAGCAAGAACCUUAUCACAGUGCAGCAAGGAGGAGGGGGUGUCUCCUAUCACCCUAGGAGGUGCUUUUGACCCUGAAGGCCCUUCCCCAGCCCAAGUGUUUGAAAUCCUGUUGAUUUUCACCUCUUACUGGUACUGGUCCCUGCCUGACACCUCAGCUGGGAACACUUACUCUGCAGAAAGUCAUUUCUUACCACGGAAAAAGCAACCAUAAAAGUCUUACCUUUGAGCCUGGUGAUGUUCCUGUGACUCCUGUUGAGGUGAUUUCCUGGUGGCAGCAGGAGCAGCUUUGGCAGGUCCUGCCAGGUCUUCAAAAAUCAGACUGCUGUGAGCAUCAACAGCCCCCUCACUGCACCCCAACCCCUUCAAAAUUAAUUUUGUACUGAGAUGUUUCAGGUCUACCUUUAGUUCUGGCCAGGUUUUAUCAAAUGGGGCCACUCUUGGUGGUUCUUUUCUUCUCAGAUAAGAGCAGAUCAGGAAAAAGAAAGAAAAUCACAGAAGCCCAGAAGGGUUUGGAUUGGAAGAGAUGUUAAAGCCCAUCCAGUCCCACCACCUCCCAUGGGUAGGGGCACCUUCCACUAGAUCAGGUUGCUCCAGGCCCUGUCCAAGCCACUUAAAUCCCCACCCCAAAAAAAACCCCUGAACAAAACCCUUUCCUUUAAAAUGCAUUGUUAGGAGAUUUUGGGGCUGAUGGCUCCUCACCUUAAUAGACUUCCUUAAUUUUGGGGCUGCUUGACUUGGGGGGGAUCUAAAGCAGGAUGUCCCCAGCACGAGUUUGGGUUGAUGCUGAGCCGUGCUGGCACCUCCCUCCCCUGGCUGUGGGAUGUGCCCUGUCCCACCAGGGCUCAGCUCCCCCUGGGAAUGCAGUGGGGCCACAGCAGCGUGGCAGCUCCCUACUGACACAAGUGCCUUUCCUGGAGGUCCCCACGGGCUGCCUGGGGUGGGUGGCCUCGCUGUGCUGGGAAAGGGCAGAGCUCACCUGGGGUGGAAACCUGGACCUGGCCAGACCCCAAGGUAUCCUCUGGGAAUCCUCCUGCCUGCACAGGGGGGAGUUUGGGAGCUGGUUUUGGCCAACCCAAGGAAACCUGCUCUGGCAAACACACAUCUGGGUGCACAUGGCAGGGGCAGGACACGUGAGGAGUGCAGGGAGGGGACAAACCCUGUCACCUCUUGGCUGUGGGACUUGCCCCUGCUGGUGGGUUUGCUGCAGGGUAGGUGCGUUGCUGCUACCAUGGACAAGCAUUCAGGCUGGAGAGCCUUCCUCCUCCUCCUCCUCCUCCUGUCCAUCCCAGGGCCGUGGGCCAGAGCCAGCUGCUGCAGCAGGACAGGAGCCAUCUCAGUGCCAGGAUUCCACCCCCUUCGGAGUGAGGGCGGGUGCUGCAGGAGAGUCAUUUUGGGGGGCACAGAAGACAGGUGAGGAUCAUCUCCUGUGCCCUGCACCCAGCAGGCUGGGGAUCAAGACACCUCAGGCGCCCCAAACCUCCUCUGCACUACCCAAACUCAGCAGCUCUGAGCCAGGGAGACCUCCUGGAGCACUGGGGCAAACAAUCCUACUGAGAUAGAGCAUCCAACUUGAGCUGGACGUGCUAAAAGCAGUUUUCUCCCCUUUUGGCACUGACUGAUCAUACAAACAGCCUGGAACCAGAGCUUGGGCCAUCUUUGUGGAGGUUGGCUCCAGCUCUGCAGGGGUGGCACAGUGAGGGCAGGGAGGUGCCAGCCUGCACUGGCUUCCCGGGUGCUUCCUCAGCGUCCGUGGGGCUGCCCCCAUUCUCCUUCAAAAGGCCCAUUUUUUAAUAACAGUGGAAGUAUUGCCCCUAUCUCCUGUGAUUUGCCAUUUGAUGGAAGGAGCUGAUGGGAGACAGGCAUCUGUUGCAGGCCACGACUGAUUUCCUUAAUUCCAUAGCUGAGAUUAAAGAAGGAGAUGUUCACUGUCUGAUGGGGUCUUUAACCAUGUGCACUUAGUCAAUAGGUGAGUAGAUGUUGCUGCCUGUAUCUAUCUACCCUACCCAGUUGCUACGUGUGAACAAGUGUAUUUCUCCCCAGUGUUGUGGGUUCUGCCUGUGGUGACACAGUGAGGAAAGGGAGGGACUCCUGCAGCUUCCUUCUGUACAGUGUAGAGAGGAACCUGGAACGACCCCAGGCACCGCUUGUAACUACAUUUGUUCAAGAAAUGUCAUCUUAAUCCCAAACUGUUGACACUUUAUGCAUGUGCUAAUGAAAUUUAAAAAGAAUAAGAAGGAAAAAAAGAAAUUAAUAAAGAUUUUAAGAGGUUACAGUA
Molecule: messenger RNA, 11008 nt
Organism: Myiozetetes cayanensis
Lineage: Eukaryota; Metazoa; Chordata; Aves; Passeriformes; Tyrannidae
Product: actin-binding protein WASF3-like
Biological process (GO): positive regulation of Arp2/3 complex-mediated actin nucleation; actin cytoskeleton organization
Cellular component (GO): cytoskeleton
Molecular function (GO): Arp2/3 complex binding; actin binding; protein kinase A regulatory subunit binding
Source: RefSeq, a predicted model, not a curated record